UGAGACCCACCACCACCUGACCCGCUCUCCGCCUCGUUGACAAUGGCGGUGGCGCGGCUGCGCUCGGCCUCCUCGGCGGCGGCGGCGCUCGCGGGCCGGCGGCGGCACCUAGGGACCGCGGCCGCGGCGGCGGAGCCGGAGGUCGCUGUCGCCGUCGGCGCGAGGUGGGAGCCGAUGGGGGCGCGGGAGUACUACGACUACCGGAGGGCCAUCUACGGCGACAUCACGCACAAGGCCAUCCUCGUCGACGCCGCCGGCACCCUCCUCGCCCCCACCGAGCCCAUGGCCCAGGUGUACAGAACACUCGGCGAAAAGUACGGGGUGAAGUACUCGGAGGAGGAGAUCUUGAUGAGGUACAGGCAGGCGUACGCGCAACCAUGGGGUAGAUCCCGGCUUAGGUAUGUUGACGAUGGAAGACCCUUUUGGCAACAUAUAGUUAGUUCUUCUACAGGCUGCUCAAAUUUAGAAUACUUUGAGGAACUUUAUCAUUACUAUACAACUGAAAAGGCCUGGCAGCUCAUCGACCCUGAUGCUAAAUAUGUUUUCGAAGCAUUGAGAAGGGCUGGUGUAAGAACAGCUGUUGUGUCCAACUUUGACACCCGUCUCCGGCCACUUUUACAGGCCCUGAAUUGUGAUCACUGGUUUGAUGCAGUUGCUGUAUCUGCUGAGGUUGCAGCAGAAAAGCCAAACCCAACAAUAUUCUUGAAGGCAUGUGAGUUGUUGGACGUGAAACCUGAAGAGGCAGUGCAUAUUGGUGAUGACCGUAGGAACGAUUUGUGGGGAGCUAGGGACGCAGGCUGUGAUGCCUGGCUCUGGGGCAGCGAUGUUCACUCCUUCAAGGAGGUCGCAGAAAGAAUCGGAGUUAGCGUGGGUAUGGGCAACUCUAUGUGAUCCCCUCCGGUUGCUCGCACUCUACAGUCUACACCAUAAGCCGACUCAACUG
Messenger RNA from Lolium rigidum, 943 nucleotides. RefSeq names its product haloacid dehalogenase-like hydrolase domain-containing protein 3. Lineage: Eukaryota; Viridiplantae; Streptophyta; Magnoliopsida; Poales; Poaceae. The transcript is spliced from 6 exons. The record is from RefSeq and is a predicted model, not a curated record. Bases 43 to 891 code for a protein of 282 amino acids.